Macrosiphum euphorbiae (potato aphid) is the source of this 867-nucleotide messenger RNA. Lineage: Eukaryota; Metazoa; Arthropoda; Insecta; Hemiptera; Aphididae. The record is from the annotation of a GenBank genome assembly.
AUGAAAUUAGACUGGGACAGCGAACUUCCAAAAAAUCUAUUACAUGAAUGGCCAAAAUAUAUGUCCAAUCUUCAUUUAUUAAAUAAUUUAAAAAUAACACUGUACAUUAUGGGUUCUGGUAAUAUACAUCGGUUAGAAAUACACGGAUUUUCGGAUGCAUCAAUUGUAGCUUAUGGUGCAUGUUUAUAUUUAAGAACAAUAAAUGAAGAUCAAGUAUGCACUGUCCGAUUAAUAUGUGCUAAAUCUCGAGUGGCUCCCUUAAAAACUAUAUCGUUACCUCGAUUAGAAUUGUGUGGCGCACAAUUACUUGCCCGACUUACGAAGAAAAUUAUAAAAAAAUUAAAUAUUCAAAUACAUGAAAAAUAUUUCUGGACUGACUCAACGGUCACACUCGCGUGGAUUAAAUCCUCGUCAGUGAAAUGGAAAACAUUUGUUGCCCACCGCGUCGGAGAAAUCCAAAGUUAUACUUCGGUCUCUGAAUGGUAUCACGUUCCAACUAAUGACAAUCCCGCAGAUAUAAUAUCGCGCGGUUGCACACCAAAUGAUAUAAGCAAUAACUUAUUAUGGUGGGAGGGUCCCAUUUGGUUGAAAUUAAAAAAGGAAAUGUGGCCGAAAAGCAUUGCACGAAAAAUCGACGAGUCUCAAGAAAUUUUAGAAGCCAAACGGUGGACUCAAAUAUUUAGUGUUCAAAUAGAAAAUUCAAUUAUAGAAAAAUAUUUUUCAUUUUCAAAAUUGUUGAGAAUUGUUUCUCUCUGUCUACGUUUUAAAACAAAUACAUUAAAAUGCAAAAAUCGAAUCAUAGGACCAAUCCAAGCGGACGAGCUGCGAAACACAUUGGUUGUAUUAAUUAAAAUGGUUCAAAACUAA